Molecule: messenger RNA, 617 nt
Organism: Notodromas monacha
Lineage: Eukaryota; Metazoa; Arthropoda; Ostracoda; Podocopida; Cyprididae
Source: the annotation of a GenBank genome assembly
AAUUGAUCAUUGUGUCCUUUGCCUUUGGAAACUGCAGAGGGUCAUUUCGGAGAUAAUUCGUGUGUGUUUUGGAAAGUUAUCUGUGAAGACAAAUUACGAUUGAAAAGUGGAAACGAGACCGGCCAGGAUUUUUACCAUCGAGAAUUAUGGCGUCCGGAUUUAAUUUUGGUCAGGCAACCCCAGCAGCGAAACCCGCGGGAUUUACGUUCGGAUCUUCGUCCGCAGCCCCCGCGGCCGCUACGCAAGCCCCUGCUGCAACCCCCUCUGCCGGUUCAAGCUUUUCAUUCGGUCUUGGAGGAGCGACGAGUUCCACGCAACCAGCAACUGGCAGCUCGACGAUGGGAUUUUCUUUCGGCUCGAAUUUAGGCGGUGUGGCAUCAACGACCGCGCCUGCCGCAGCCCCAUUAUCAUUCGCGACCACUACGACUCCCGCUCCAUCUUUUGGGAGUUUCGGUGCUGCCACUGCGGCACCAACAACUUCAGGAGGGCUUCCCUUCGCCUCAUCGAUUCCGUCUAGCAGUAGCGGCGCAGUCACUACGACAACACCUGCGACAGGAAUUUCCUCCGGGAUUCCAUCUGCUGCUCCGUCUGCUGGACUAUCGUUCGGGACUCCUGCG